Messenger RNA from Amphibalanus amphitrite, 2265 nucleotides. Its product is annotated as guanine nucleotide-binding protein G(I)/G(S)/G(T) subunit beta-1-like. The coding region runs from base 380 to 1402 and encodes 340 amino acids. Gene Ontology annotation, molecular function: signaling receptor complex adaptor activity; protein binding. The record is from RefSeq and is a predicted model, not a curated record. NCBI's taxonomy places the organism in Eukaryota, Metazoa, Arthropoda, Thecostraca, Balanomorpha, Balanidae. Gene Ontology annotation, biological process: G protein-coupled receptor signaling pathway. The transcript has 9 exons. Gene Ontology annotation, cellular component: heterotrimeric G-protein complex; cytoplasm.
ACGGCCGCCGGCCGCCAGCGACGCAGCACCGCCCGACAUGCUCCUCUCUGACGGCGGCCGCUGCUGAGACCGAGAGUGGCCGCGCGCCGCGCCAGUGCCCCUGUGCCGACCGCAGUGAGCGCGUGCCGCCGACAUGGCGCCCCGCUAGUGUGCGCGCUGAGCCGAGCUGAGAGGUGCGAGCUGGUGGCGUCAUCCGCGUCGUCCGCCGCCGCCGGCCGCCUCCUCCGCCAUCUUGUUAUGCGGGAGCGGCGCGGCCCGGCCGGCGAACGGGAGCCGCGUGUGCAGAACAGGGUACUGCCGGCCAGCCGGCCCAGAUAGCCUCGCUGAAACGCCGCCGGAUGACGGACACCAGAUUUUUUAUACUUAAUUUUUAGCAAGUAUGAAUGAGUUGGAUACAUUGAGACAAGAGGCCGAGAUAUUAAAAAAUACUAUUCGAGAUGCCCGGAAGGCGGCGUGUGACACCACCCUUGUGCAGGCAACUGCCACAAUGGAACAGAUCGGACGAAUACAAAUGCGCAACCGACGAACGUUGCGCGGCCACCUCGCCAAAAUCUACGCCAUGCACUGGGGCUGCGACUCGCGGAACCUGGUGUCGGCGUCUCAGGACGGCAAGCUGAUCGUAUGGGACAGCUACUCGACCAACAAGGUGCACGCCAUCCCUCUGCGCUCCUCAUGGGUCAUGACCUGCGCCUACGCUCCUUCGGGCAACUUCGUGGCCUGCGGCGGUCUGGACAACAUCUGUUCAAUAUACAGCCUGAAGACCCGGGAGGGCAGUGUGCGCGUCAGCAGAGAACUGCCCGGCCACACGGGCUACCUGAGCUGCUGUCGGUUCGUCGACGACAACCAGAUCGUGACCAGCUCCGGUGACAUGACCUGCGCGCUCUGGGACAUUGAGACGGGCCAGCAGUGCACGGCGUUCACCGGUCACACCGGGGACGUCAUGUCCCUCUCGCUGGCGCCCGACAUGCGCACAUUCGUCUCCGGCGCCUGCGACGCCUCCGCCAAGCUAUGGGACGUACGAGAGGGCGUGUGUCGCCAGACCUUCUCCGGACACGAGUCAGACAUCAACGCCAUCGGGUUUUUCCCGAGCGGGAACGCGUUCGCCACGGGCUCGGACGACGCCACGUGUCGCCUGUUCGACAUCCGCGCCGACCAGGAGCUGGCCAUGUACUCGCACGACAACAUUAUCUGCGGCAUCACCAGCGUGGCGUUCAGCAAGUCUGGCCGCCUGCUGCUGGCCGGAUACGACGACUUCAACUGCAACGUCUGGGACGCCAUGCGCACAGAGCGGGCCGGCGUGCUGGCCGGUCACGACAAUCGGGUCAGCUGUCUGGGCGUCACAGAGGACGGCAUGGCCGUCUGCACCGGCUCCUGGGACAGCUUCCUCAAAAUCUGGAACUAGCCGGCCGCCCGACACAGCGGCCGCCGCCAGCCGUCGCGUGCGUCAGUAUCGUUUUAUUUUGGCUUUUAUCUGGGAGCCGCGUGGCCGGCGUCUACGCGGCGCGGGCAGGAGCGCGGACAGCGCCGAGCUGAUGUCCGCCGCGCCGCCCCGCCGCCGCCUCGCCGCGCUACCUCUCUGUAGAGUCUUGUGUUUAACGGCAAAAUAAUCAUCAUGUGAUUUGCUGUGAGGCGUCGGUUAUUUAUAAUGUGCCGUUUGCCAGGUGUUGGUGCGAGCGGCGCGGCGCGCGCCGGGCGGCUGGGUCCGCCGCGGCAGCGCCGCCGGCUGCCCCACCCGGAGGACUGCAGCGCGGCCGAACAACAUCUCCAGGGCUCAGGGCCGCGCUGCUGUCAGCCGGCUGGGUGUGGCCGGCGCCGGGCGCCGCCGCCUGCCGACCGCCGCGCCGCCGCCGGGCCGGCCGGCCGCCGCCGCCGACCGCCGCGCCUCCCCCGCCUGUCCCUUCGGGCGGCGCCGCGCGGCCGGGGCGGGCGGCCGACCGGCGCGGCGGCGGCACGGAGCGUCCGGCGCAGGUCGCCGCCGCUCGCCGGCCGCGCGCAGUCUGUUCAUGUUCGUGUUUCUUAUACCGAGGGUAGAGCUGCGCGGCGGGCCUGCAGCCGACGGGGCCGAGAGAGAGAGAGAGAUAGCUUUUCUAGGGGUGCCGCCGCUCCGACCGGGCCGGACCGGCACGGCACGCGCGCGCCACCAGACUCGGUUCCCACUCGGCCUAUGUUCCUUUGACGAAAUUUUUACGCUAUAGCUUCUAUAUCGUUCGUGGAUUUUGUCAUGUAAGGAACCAUCCGAUUUGUCCAAUAAAAUACUUGUCUUUA